Molecule: messenger RNA, 1146 nt
Organism: Cervus elaphus (red deer)
Lineage: Eukaryota; Metazoa; Chordata; Mammalia; Artiodactyla; Cervidae
Product: gamma-aminobutyric acid receptor-associated protein-like 2
Exons: 1
Coding region: 87-440 (117 amino acids)
Biological process (GO): cellular response to nitrogen starvation; macroautophagy; autophagy of mitochondrion
Cellular component (GO): cytosol; autophagosome membrane; autophagosome
Molecular function (GO): ubiquitin protein ligase binding
Source: RefSeq, a predicted model, not a curated record
UUAAGAGGUGAGGUUAAGGUUGUUGUGGUUGGUGCGCUGAGCUCCGCGGCUCCGAGAGCCGGCUGCGUCCCUUCUUCGCCGCUGCCAUGAAGUGGAUGUUCAAGGAGGACCACUCGCUGGAACACAGAUGCAUGGAAUCUGCGAAGAUCCGAGCGAAAUGCCCCGACCGGGUUCCAGUGAUUGUGGAAAAGGUCUCAGGCUCUCAGAUUGUUGACAUUGACAAACGGAAGUAUCUGGUUCCAUCUGACAUCACUGUGGCUCAGUUCAUGUGGAUCAUCAGGAAAAGGAUCCAGCUUCCUUCUGAAAAGGUGAUCUUCCUGUUUGUGGAUAAGACAGUCCCACAGUCCAGCCUAACUAUGGGACAGCUCUAUGAGAAGGAAAAAGAUGAAGGUGGAUUCUUGUACGUGGCCUACAGUGGUGAGAACACUUUCGGCUCCUGAGGCCGGCACUGGGCUGGUGCGGCGUUCCUGCUGUGGAUCUUGUAAAUAGCCGGCCAUUUUCAGUUACUCUACCAGAAACUCUUGACAUAGACCUAUCAGUGCAUUUGUAACUGGAUUUAUUUCUUAAUAUAUUGGAAGGUUUUGUCUCCUUAGACUAGUAAAUUAUCACACAGAGUUUUAUUUUGCGUUUUUUCUUUUUGUGCACUGUCCUCAUGACUAUACCCUCCAGAGAACUUGUUCCUCUGGGAAUCUUAUUUAAUGAAGAUAUUUCCAUAUUGAAGUGAGGGAGGUGGGAAUUAAAGUGAAAGGGGAGAUGAUGCAUUUAUUCUGGAUUAUGUUUGAAGUGUUAGAUGGUGAAGUGUUAAAAGCAUCCAAAUUAAAUCCAUAGCAAUCAGAACACUUGCUUUACUAGAUUUUGCCAACUGUCAGUCAUGUUGGACUGAACUAAUCUGUUCCUCUUUCUGAAACUAUUAAGGUAAAUAAUUAACAAUAAAACUUCCUCUUAUAAAGGCAAAAAAAAAAAAAGGAGGUGAGCUUAAGUGUGAGCUGUGCACAUGACUUCCCAUGUGUCACCAAAAUGCACAGUACGAAAGGGGGAAAGAGAAGACCGUAACAGGGAGGAAACCUGGCAAACAUUCCCUGAGCCAGGAGACUAAGGUCCACACCAGCAGAGCGAAGUCAGGCCCACGAUGAACCGCUGACGCGA